UGUCGUCACUCCAAGUACUUUGACGAAGGGGGCAGGAAUGGCGGCUAUGAUUACUAAAGGAAGGAGCCCAAAGAUUCUGAAACUUUACUAAUAAAGGCGCCGUGGAAGACGCGGAUUGCGGCGAAGCGCUGGAUCUCCUCCCCGGAGCUGAUUCCGGAGAAAGCAGAGCUUUCAGGUCGGAUUCAUGAGGUUCGUGUCCAGAUCGAGACGCCGGACAGCUAGUUAGUUAGCCUGCCGUCAGUGACUUUGAUUGGAGGUUAGCUCCCCGCUUUACUAGCCAGCUGUUGGCCACUUUGCCAGGCUGCCCAACAACUUAACCAACUGUGUGGAGCCGCUCGUGGGUGGACGGGUCCGGUGGAAGUCGGCACCGCUCGCCCGCAGACGGUCGCGGACAGCGGGGGGAGUUCUCGCGCGGUGUUCGGGCUCCCCGUUAGCUCGGAAAGAACGCUAGCGGAGUUGGGAUCCCGCUGAAGUGUCUGUCGCCCAUUCUCGGAUCCUGCCCCUACCAUUGGCUAAGGGCUAUCGCCGCCGCCGUCCGGGUCUGCUCGGCUCUACGAUGGAAAGCCUCACGCUGAGCGAUGUCGAGCAGAAGUACUACUCGGAGCUGUUCGUGUACUGCGACACGGACAACACCAAAAAAGUGGCCUCCAACGGAAGAGUUCUUGACCUUUUCCGGGCGGCCCAGCUACCCAGCGAAGUUGUCUUGCAGAUCACAGAGCUGUGCGGAGCCACUCGCCUGGGUCACUUUGGGCGGAGCCAGUUCUACAUCGCCUUGAAGCUCAUCGCCAUCGCCCAGGCGGGGCUGCCCCUCAGGGUGGAGAGCCUGAACUCGGUCAAGGAUCUGCCGCUGCCCAGGUUCAUCGUGGGGAAGAACGAGGCAGAAGCGAGACACGCCGCUCUGUACCAGGAUGCAGACAGUCAGGGAGUGUACCCACCCCCCGGUGUGGCAGUGAUACCCAGACCACCAGGCAGGGGUCUCCAGAACAAGAAAGGUCCUCCGUCGACCGCUGCACACCCCGUCCAUGAAGUCAUCCAGCCCCUCGCUCCCAGCAUAGAAACACAGCCUGAACCCACCUCGCCGGUGGUCUCACCUCACCAGUCCCCCCCCACCUCCCCUCAUUCCUGGAGGAAGCACAAGCGGCAACCCAGCGGAGGAAACCCAGACAGACCGGCAGCCGUGGCUGCGCCUGGAGUUGCGUGGACACAGUUCAGAGAGCCACAAACAGGUCCAGCUGGCGCCGACGGCAUGUGGCCGUCCCGCUCGCCGCCUCCUGCAGGUCAGGAAAGCUGGGUCAGCUUCACGGCAGACACCCCGCCCUCCAGCACCCUUCCGGCAGGGCACCCCUCAUCCGUUCAGGAAAGCACAACAGUACGGACCGUGACCUCGACGGCACUCGCCAACGAGAUCCAGCGGCAGUCCAGCGGCUACGACGACCCCUGGAAGAUCACGGACGAGCAGCGGCAGUAUUACAUCAACCAGUUCAAAACCAUUCAGCCCGACCUCACCGGCUUCAUUCCAGGCUCAGCCGCUAAAGAGUUCUUCACCAAAUCAAAGUUACCCAUCUUAGAGCUGUCGCACAUCUGGGAGCUGUCGGACUUUGACAAAGACGGAGCGCUGACGCUGGACGAGUUCUGCGCCGCCUUCCACCUGGUGGUGGCCAGAAAGAACGGAUAUGACCUUCCAGAGAAGCUUCCAGAGAGCCUGAUGCCAAAGCUGAUCGACCUGGACGACUCAGCAGAAGUCCCGGAGCCGACUCCAGAUGUUGGCUACUCGGCAUCACCUGUAGAGGGCACCCCCAACAAGUCCCCCUCCAUGCCGUCUCUCAACCAGGCGUGGCCCGAGAUGAACCAGAGCAACGAGCAGUGGGAGACGUUUAGCGAGCGCUCCUCCAGCUCUCAAACUCUGACCCAAUUUGACUCUAACAUUGCACCAGCUGACCCUGACACGGCCAUCGUUCACCCCGUUCCCAUCCGGAUGACGCCCAGUAAAAUCCACAUGCAGGAGAUGGAGCUGAAGCGGACCGGCAGCGACCACAACCACCCCGCCAGUCCUCUGCUGGCGAAGCCCCCAGAACUGUCCGAAGAAGCCAAGCUGCCUGCUUCCAUGAAGUUUGCUGCCGCCAACGCCGUGGGUGACGGCUACAGCAGCUCAGACUCCUUCACCUCAGACCCGGAGCCCAUCACCCGACAAAGGUCCCAGUCGGGAACGUCUCCAGAGACUCUGAAGGUGGUAGCCCCGCCCCCUCCCCCUCCCCGCCCCCACCCUUCUCACUCCCGCUCCUCGUCUCUGGACAUGAAUCGCACUUUCGCCGCCUCCACUGCUGCGGGAGCGGUGCAGCCGUCGGCGAUCGCGUUCCCCCCCGCAGUGCCUCCUCGCCCCCUCCCCACACAGACGUCGGUGCCCGUCACCGGGCUUCGGGUGGAGACCGAGGCCGGCCCGGCAAGGGGAGCGGCGCUCGCCACCACCACCUCCCCCCAGCAGAUCCCACAGCAGCCCAACUUCGCAGACUUCAGCCAGUUUCAGGCCUUCGCCGCUUCCGAGCAACCGUCCAGCCUGCCAGAGGUGGACAAGCACAGCGAGGAAGCACAGGUGGAGAAGACGGCGGAGGGCGCUGCGCCUUUAAGAACUGUGAAGAGCGACGGUCCUGCAGAUGACAGGAGCUCGGCGGCGGUGAACUCUGCUAAGGGCUCCUCAGGCCCGCUGGCUCCUCCCCCAAAGCCGGUCCGUAGAAGGUUGAAGUCGGAGGAUGAGCUGCGGCCUGAAGACGAGCAGCACGGGCUGCAGAAGUCCAACAUCAUGGCGGCUGUCCUCGCCACACAGCCGUCCAUCCCCAGGUCGGCCGGAAAAGACAAGAAGUCGAUCCAGGCGUCCAUCCGGAGGAACAAGGAGACGAACACGGUUUUGGCGAGGCUGAACAGCGAGCUGCAGCAGCAGCUGAAGGACCUGCUGGAGGAGAGGAUUUCCUUGGAGGUGCAGCUGGAGCAGCUCAGGCCCUUCUCGCACCUCUAACCCCCCCACUGUGGCCACGCGGCUCUCCUCCAAUCAGAUGUGGAUGACGGAUGGGAGAAAGGGGGGGCGGUUGACUCGGCACUUUCCAGUUUUCUCUGGCGGUCCGGCGGUCCGGACUCUGAAGAAGGAAACAAAAGCUUGUGCGUCUGUGUGCGUGUGUGUGUGUGUGUGUGUGUUGCGUGUGUGUGUCUACACCAAACUCCGGUCAAGUGCCUGACCUUCACGAACUCCUCCACCCCCCCAAACCCGCUCCUUGAAAACGUCUUCCAGCUUCCUUAAUUCAUUUCUCCUGAUCUGGACCCAAACAGGCGUUUCUUCUUCACUCCGUUCUGAGGAACACGCCGGCUCCCCCUGGUGUCUGUCUUUGGUGUUACAGUGUUUAGGGAUUGACGGAAGCGUUUUUUGCCAAACGACCGGAUUCUUCAGUCUCACAUUUCACUCUUUGGGGGGGAAAAAAAAAGUUCUGUACAAACUUGAAGAGCCCCCGUUCUCCUCCCUGGAGCUGAUGCUGGGGGCGGAGCUUCUGCAGAAAAAAGGCGGGACUAUGCAUUUUGACAGAGGGACUCGGGCUCAGAGGUUGGCGCUCUCAUCGUAGCGGAAAAAGCUUUUUUUUGUUGUUGUUUUAUAUCUUAGAUCUUCCAUCUGCUGCGUGCUUAUGGUUCUGGUGUCGGUACAGAUCAGUAGAACUCAGUUUCAGUCAGCAGAACCCUGAACGACCCAGCCGCACUUUGACCCCACCCCCCACCUCACACAAAAGUUUAUACUCGCCUUGUUCUUUUAAAAACGCUUUAAGAUGAAGAAACGAACCAAUCAGAGCGCUUGGUUUCUUCCAAUCAGUUUGUUCUCUCCUCCUAACCCCCCCUGAGUUCCCCCAACACACCCUCUUACCUAUUCAGGCGUUCAGGUUUCCGCGGUAACGGAGUGACCUCAGAUCUGUUGAGAGGAAAUCUUAUUUAAACCCAAAAAUGUUCCAUGUUUGCCCCCUCCCCUAUCACACGACAUAAAGGCAAUCCAUGCAGGCAGAAGCAAUCAGUCAUUCAGAAGUUUGAAUGCUCUUAGCCCCCCACCCCCACCCCGUGUGAUGUAUAUUGGAACCCCCCCUCCCCCUGGACUCCUGUGCACAUUUUGCAUCCAUUGCUGCCUAACAGCACCAGAACCAUCUAUUUAAUUCUCUCCUGGCUGUGGGACUCUAGAUGUUGAACUGCAUGGACGUCCUGGAUCUCUGCAGGAUUCAUUAGCAGCUGUGUGAUUUUUACACAAAAAUAAAAAGUGACAUUAUUUUA
Messenger RNA from Oryzias latipes (Japanese medaka), 4293 nucleotides. RefSeq names its product RALBP1 associated Eps domain containing 1 (gene reps1). Gene Ontology annotation, cellular component: plasma membrane; cytoplasm. Gene Ontology annotation, molecular function: protein binding; calcium ion binding. Gene Ontology annotation, biological process: endocytosis; endosomal transport. Lineage: Eukaryota; Metazoa; Chordata; Actinopteri; Beloniformes; Adrianichthyidae. The record is from RefSeq and is a predicted model, not a curated record.